CUAACCUACUAUCUAUCUACUACUCUUCUAGAUCCUUCCCGCUAAGGGACUAACCUCUCCGACUUGAUUGCAGUGCCACUCACUAGGUCCCAAGCUUCCGGCCACUUGGCGCGUUCAUGUCUUGAUCUGGGUUAUAUCCCCGGUCACUUCCCUUCCUUUUCUCUCUCUUCUCUGUUGUUCCCGCUCCAGGCCACCUUGCGCUUUUCUGGGGUCCCAACAACAUGGAGCACUCCUACCUCUAUUCCCCAGCCGAAGUGCUGGACCAUUUUGACGUCAAGGAGAGCUCUGGUCUGUCGCAACAGCAGGUCUCUCAAUCGAGGAAAAAGUACGGUCCUAACGCCCUUGCGGAAGAACCACCAACCCCUCUCUGGCAACUUGUGCUGGAACAAUUCAAGGACCAACUGGUCCUGAUUCUACUGGGCUCCGCUGCUGUAUCUUUUGUUCUGGCUCUUUUCGAAGAAGGAGAUGACUGGUCCGCCUUUGUUGACCCCGUUGUGAUUUUGACGAUUCUGAUUCUCAAUGCCGUGGUUGGUGUUACCCAGGAGAGCAAUGCUGAGAAGGCUAUUGCUGCUCUUCAGGAAUACUCUGCAAACGAAGCUACUGUUGUCCGUGAUGGCGUUACCAAGCGUGUCAAGGCCGAAGACCUGGUUCCCGGAGAUAUUAUCGUCGUUGCGGUUGGAGACCGUGUUCCAGCGGAUUGCAGGCUACUUGCUGUUCACAGCAACAGCUUCCGAGUGGAUCAAGCCAUCCUGACCGGUGAGAGUGAGAGUGUGAGCAAGGACGCCCGCACUGUUCAUGACAAGCAGGCCGUUAAGCAGGAUCAAACCAACAUGCUCUUCUCUGGUACCACUGUUGUUAAUGGACACGCUACCGCCAUUGUGACCUUGACCGGUGGAUCAACCGCCAUUGGUGACAUCCACGAGAGCAUCACCUCUCAGAUCUCGGAGCCAACCCCACUGAAGCAGAAGCUCGAUGAUUUUGGAGACAUGCUGGCCAAGGUAAUUACCGUCAUUUGUAUUCUGGUGUGGAUCAUCAACAUCGAGCAUUUCAACGACCCUUCCCAUGGAGGCUGGACUAAGGGAGCCAUAUACUAUCUUAAGAUCGCGGUGUCUCUGGGUGUGGCUGCCAUUCCCGAGGGUUUGGCUGUGGUCAUUACCACCUGUCUCGCACUUGGUACCCGCAAGAUGGCUCAGAAGAAUGCAGUGGUCCGUUCGCUUCCCUCUGUGGAGACUCUCGGCAGCUGCAGUGUGAUCUGCUCCGACAAGACCGGAACCUUGACCACCAACCAAAUGAGCGCAGAGAAGAUCGCGUAUUUGAAUGCAGCCGGCACCGGUGUUGAGGAGAUUGAUAUUGAAGGCACCACUUUUGCGCCUGAAGGUAAAGUCACUCGCGAUGGAAAGGAACUCCAGAACGUUGCCGUGUCCUCGGCCACUGUCCGACAGAUGGCGGAGGUCAUGGCUCGCUGCAACAGUGCGACUUUGGCCCACGAUGCGAAGAACGGCUCAUUUUCCUGUAUCGGUGAACCUACUGAGGGCGCACUGCGUGUUCUGGUCGAAAAGAUUGGCACCGAUGAUGCCGCUACAAAUGCGAAGCUGUUCCGUCUCCCCGUCUCCCAGCGACUCCACGCCGCAAGCGCGUACUACGAAGCUCGCCUGCCCUUGAAAGCAACCUACGAAUUCUCGCGUGACCGGAAGAGCAUGUCCGUGCUCAUUGGAAAUGAUAAGGAACAGAAGCUACUCGUCAAGGGCGCUCCCGAGUCUAUCUUGGAGCGGUGCACACAUGUUCUUCUUGGAUCUGACGGCAAACGGGUGUCUCUUACCAAGUCUCAUCUUGAUAGGCUCGCUGCUGAAGUUGUGGGCUACGGUAGCCGUGGUCUUCGUGUGAUGGCUUUGGCUAGUGUCGACGGUGUCAACAACAACCCUCUGCUUCACAACGCUCAAUCGUCCCAAGACUACGCCCAGCUGGAACAAAACAUGACCCUUAUCGGACUUGUCGCUAUGCUCGAUCCCCCACGCGUUGAGGUCGCAGCUUCCAUCAAGAAGUGCCACGAUGCUGGAAUUCGGGUUAUCGUCAUUACCGGUGACAAUCAGAACACCGCUGAGUCGAUCUGCCGUCAGAUUGGUGUCUUCCACGAGGGCGAGGACCUCAAAGGCAAGAGUCUCACUGGAAGGGAGUUUGACGGCCUUUCGGAGGCUGAGAAACUCGAGGCUGCUAAGACUGUGUCUUUGAUUUCCCGCACCGAGCCUAGCCACAAGUCCAAGCUGGUCGAUCUUCUCCAAUCUCAAGGCCAUGUGGUUGCCAUGACUGGUGACGGUGUCAACGACGCCCCUGCCCUGAAGAAGUCGGAUAUUGGUGUGGCUAUGGGAACAGGAACCGACGUUGCUAAGCUGGCUGCUGAUAUGGUUUUGGCCGACGACAACUUUGCCACCAUCACCGUGGCUGUGGAAGAGGGACGUUCCAUCUACAGCAACACUCAGCAGUUCAUCCGCUACCUGAUCUCUUCGAACAUCGGCGAAGUGGUGUCGAUCUUCUUGACCGCCGCCUUGGGCAUGCCUGAAGCCUUGAUUCCCGUGCAGCUUCUCUGGGUCAACCUUGUCACCGACGGCUUGCCUGCUACUGCGCUCUCAUUCAACCCCCCUGACCAUGAUGUGAUGAGACGCGCCCCCCGCAAGCGCGACGAGCCCCUGGUUGGCGGCUGGCUUCUGUUCAGAUACAUGGUGAUCGGUACUUAUGUUGGUGCGGCUACUGUCUUCGGCUACGUUUGGUGGUUUGUGUACAACCCUGAGGGUCCUCAGAUUUCCUUCUGGCAAUUGUCUCACUUCCACAAGUGCUCCUCGCAGUUCCCUGAGAUUGGGUGCGAGAUGUUCUCGAACGAUAUGUCCCGCUCGGCCUCUACUGUGUCUCUUUCGAUCUUGGUCGUCAUUGAGAUGUUGAACGCCAUGAACGCACUCUCGUCCAGCGAAUCCCUUCUUACGUUCUUCCUCUGGCACAACCCCAUGCUGGUCGGUGCCAUCGUCCUUUCGAUGGCGUUGCACUUUGCGAUCCUGUAUGUGCCCUUCUUGCAGGGUUUGUUCUCGAUCCUGCCCCUGGGCUGGAUGGAAUGGAAGGCCGUCGUGGCCAUUAGUGCCCCGGUUGUGCUCAUCGAUGAGGUUCUCAAGUUCGCGGAACGUCGUCUGUACAAUAACGUCCCAGCAAGAUCUACCGUCGAACAACAGAACGGAGGAGUGGGGAAGCCUAAGCGGGCGUAGAUUUGAGCAACGAAGUGAUGACUCGAAUAUGAGGGGGUGCAUUGAUGAUAGAUAU
Messenger RNA from Aspergillus piperis CBS 112811, 3303 nucleotides. RefSeq names its product calcium-transporting ATPase. Gene Ontology annotation, molecular function: ATP binding; P-type calcium transporter activity; ATP hydrolysis activity. Lineage: Eukaryota; Fungi; Ascomycota; Eurotiomycetes; Eurotiales; Aspergillaceae. The transcript is spliced from 5 exons. Bases 222 to 3248 code for a protein of 1008 amino acids. Gene Ontology annotation, cellular component: membrane. Gene Ontology annotation, biological process: intracellular calcium ion homeostasis; calcium ion transmembrane transport. The record is from RefSeq and is a predicted model, not a curated record.